AUGGAGCCCAACACGUUGCCUCUUCCGCGAAAGAAGAAGCAGUACCAGCGAUCAACUACCGGGUGUAUCAUGUGCCGUACACGCAAAAAGAAAUGCGAUGAGCAGCAUCCCAUCUGUACGGGCUGUCAGCGUAACGGUCUGAUCUGUGAGUGGCCUUCCGCCGAGAGACCCCAACGCAAACCACGACGCCCGCAGCACCACCAUUUGCCACAGAUGGGCUAUGCAUUGCCACCUCAUAUUGCGUCCAUGAUCACCGUCUUUGCUGUUCCCAAUGCGGACAUCGUCAAUCGCCUUCUCUCCCACUUCACUGACUACAGCCCACGAUGGCUAUCCACCCGCACAGAAAGCCGCCGGUCGGAGUUUCUGUACCAUCUCAUUCCCGCCGCAAUGGAUAGUCCACUCAUCCUCAAAUGCAUUUUGACCGUAGCAGCGGCAGAUUUGAUUAAAUAUGAUUCUUCUAACGUCGGGCUAAAGGGGGCUGCCGUGGAGUAUUAUGGCCAAGCCCUCGCGAGCAUUCGUGAAGCUGGCUUCAUGCACCAUGUGACCGUGACCGGCUGGCUGAUUCAUGAUUCAGACUAUACUUUGUUGGCAGUAUUGCUUAUAUGUCUACACGAGAUCCAAAACUUCUCCAAUGUUGAACGCUUACUGCCUCAUCUCAACGCUGCGGCUACCCUCUUCUCUCAGAGGCUAGACGAUACACCCCCAAACUCGGAGCUCAGAAAGCUUUUAUCUGAGAUGUUCUGCUACUUCUUCGCCCUGACAACGUUCACUCAUGGGCCAUAUCUCGCGGUCCACCGGGGCUCCUCCAUUGUCGAAUCCUUCCUCACGAGCUCGCAUGACACUGGAGCAAUCAUCGGCACCGCCCAGCAAGUCUUCCUCAUCAUCUUCCGCGCAUCCAAUCUCAUCCAGCAAGCAAAAAAGACAGGCAUGCCUCUGAACGCAGCCAUCAAGACCAAGCUCACAGCAAUGGAGCGCCAGCUCCAUUGUCUCCAGAACAAGACCCUACCCCCGUUUGACACGGGGUACACCGACAUGGAAGAACAAGGCGACGCCAUCAUGUCCGAGCUCUACAGACUAGGCUGCAUUUUGUACCUGAAGAGAACUAUCGACCCAUCCAUUGAUAUGAAAUCAGACACUGUCCAAGCUCACGUGACCGAUUUCAUCCGGCUGCUGAAGCUCCUGCCGCCGCAUCACCCUGUGAACUGUAUCUUCUGCUGGCCUUUAGUGGCCGUCGGCCUCUGCACCACCCUGCAUGCGCAUCAACGUAUCAUCACCACAAGGCUCAAGAAGAUCUAUGGGGUGUGGACUUCGGACCUCGUGACGAUGAGUAUGGAGUUGUUGCGUCAGAUGCAGAGUGCCAGUACGGGUAGUUCCUCGUUGCACUCUCAGUCUCGGGGGCAGGAGAUGGCAGCUUAUGGUAUGCAUGAUUUGCAGUUUUCGAUGGUCCUUUUGUAG
Aspergillus homomorphus CBS 101889 is the source of this 1455-nucleotide messenger RNA. Its product is annotated as Zn(II)2Cys6 transcription factor. The record is from RefSeq and is a predicted model, not a curated record. The transcript has 3 exons. Bases 1 to 1455 code for a protein of 484 amino acids. Gene Ontology annotation, molecular function: DNA-binding transcription factor activity, RNA polymerase II-specific; transcription cis-regulatory region binding; zinc ion binding. Gene Ontology annotation, cellular component: nucleus. NCBI's taxonomy places the organism in Eukaryota, Fungi, Ascomycota, Eurotiomycetes, Eurotiales, Aspergillaceae. Gene Ontology annotation, biological process: positive regulation of transcription by RNA polymerase II.